CGAAUCUGAGUUCAACCACUGGUGAGGCUCUCUUCCCGACACUGCCCCCUGACGUGUACAGCCCUUCAUAAAAGGGCUGAGCAUCUGGAGAGCUGGAAGCCGAGAGGCAGCCAACUCGUCUGCGCCUGUGGAGGACCCGGUGCCAGAGCCAACAGCCAUGGCCGGGGACCUGAAGGUGAAGAUGCUGGGGGGUGAGGAGUUCCUGGUGCCCCUGAGAGACAACAUGCUGGCAGCGGAGCUGAAGCAGCAGAUAGCCCAGAAGACUGGCGUGCCUGCGUUCAAGCAGAGACUGGCCACCCACCCUGCCGGCACGUUGCUGCGGGAAGGGGUCCCCCUCCUCAGCCAGGGCCUGCGUCCCGGCAGCACCAUCCUGCUGGUGGUGCAGAGCUGCGAGGAUCCCCUGAGCAUCCUGGUGAGAAACAACAAGGGCCGCAGCAUCGCCUACGAGGUCCGGCUGACGCAGACGGUGGCUGAGCUCAAGCGGCAGGUGUGCCUGCAGGAGCAUGUGCAGGCUGAUCUGUUCUGGCUGAGUUUCGAGGGGAAGCCCAUGGAGGACCAGCACCAGCUUGGGGAGUAUGCACUCACACCCCAGUGCACUGUGUUCAUGAAUCUGCGCCUGCGGGGCGGGCAGGACCAGGACAGCAGCGCUGAGAGCUCCCCAAGUUCCUGACCAAGUGCGGGUAAUAAAAGCUGACACAAAAUUGAA
Molecule: messenger RNA, 706 nt
Organism: Hyaena hyaena (striped hyena)
Lineage: Eukaryota; Metazoa; Chordata; Mammalia; Carnivora; Hyaenidae
Gene: ISG15
Product: ISG15 ubiquitin like modifier
Exons: 2
Coding region: 158-670 (170 amino acids)
Biological process (GO): post-translational protein targeting to endoplasmic reticulum membrane
Molecular function (GO): protein binding
Source: RefSeq, a predicted model, not a curated record